This is a messenger RNA of Durio zibethinus, 1016 nucleotides long. RefSeq names its product putative B3 domain-containing protein At4g03160. NCBI's taxonomy places the organism in Eukaryota, Viridiplantae, Streptophyta, Magnoliopsida, Malvales, Malvaceae. The record is from RefSeq and is a predicted model, not a curated record. Gene Ontology annotation, molecular function: DNA binding.
AUGGCGGAGUUGAAAGGGAUAGAGAGUCCAGAAGAAUACAAGGAGAUAUGCUGGGCUGCUCUUUGUGUUGCUUCAUUGAAGCAUGAGAAAUUAAGCAGUGAAAAUGCGUUGGCUUUGCAUGGGAUGAAAACCAAGUUUGCUCGUCAAAUAAGAGCAAGAAGAGACAAACCCAAAGCGCAAAAAGAGUCAGAUAAUCUAACUGAAGAAAGAGUCAAUGCACAAAAUCUGCCUGGAACCCCAAAUUUAUUCCUGCCUUUAAGCAGUUACUUUCCACCAGAUAUCCCUUCAGUGCCAUGUCUUAAUGGCCUCAUUGGAAGGUGCAGCAAACCAUUUGAGAAGCAGCUGACUGAAAGUGAUGUGAAGGUUAGUCAAUGCAGGCUUUCAAUCAACAAAAUUGAUGUGGCACAUGCUGUGAUGCCAUUGUUGAAAGAAGAAGAGGAUUCUAGUGAAGGGAUUCCAGUGAAAGUUUAUGAUGCAGAUGGGAAAGAGUACCCAAUGACGUUUAUAACUUGGUCAUUCAAACUUCAUGUCCUCAAAGAAGGUUGGAUUAACUUUUGCAAUGAUCAUAGCUUACUUGCACACCAAGAUUUUGUUACAUUGUGGGUGUUUAGGAACCUUCAAACAGAUGAUCUUUGCUUUGUGAUCACUUCAAGAAGAUUGGAAGUGUUUGAAGCAAUUAAGAGGAGAAGGCUGAAAUAGAAAUGACGUUGAGCUGAGAUGCUAACAGUCUUGUAUCAGGUUUUGAUUAUAUGUGCUGGUUUUUGGUAUAUUAGGAUUAGGAAGUUGCAAGCGUUUGAAGCAAUAUUAAGAGGAGAAGGCUGAACUAGAGUUGAUUAUAUACACUAGUUUCUUGGUAUAUUAGGAUUAGGAAGAGGCAAGGCAUCAUGCCUGGAGUAUUUUAUUUUAUAUAAAGUAUGUUGGAAAUAUUAAGGGGAAAGAUGGUAAAGGGGAAUACCCUUUCUGGAAUUUCUAUAUAUCAAUUAAACUAACUAUUAUUAUUUUCAUAGUUUGAUGCU